Messenger RNA from Homo sapiens (human), 4468 nucleotides. RefSeq names its product RNA polymerase III subunit H (gene POLR3H). The record is from RefSeq and is marked validated. Gene Ontology annotation, biological process: DNA-templated transcription; DNA-templated transcription initiation. Gene Ontology annotation, molecular function: DNA-directed RNA polymerase activity; DNA binding. The transcript is spliced from 6 exons. NCBI's taxonomy places the organism in Eukaryota, Metazoa, Chordata, Mammalia, Primates, Hominidae. Gene Ontology annotation, cellular component: DNA-directed RNA polymerase complex; nucleus. Bases 370 to 984 code for a protein of 204 amino acids.
AGUCGCGCAAGCGCGAGCGGCUGUGCGCGGUGCGUGGUGCGUGGUGCGUGAUACGAGCGGCGGCACGUGGCGCGGGUGCGGGGCGUGGAGUGGCGUGGCGUGGAGUGGCGUGGCGUGGCGGGGUCUCGCGGCGCGGGCGCGCACCCGGAGCUGUGGACGGAGAGUGCCUCCCUCUGGCCUCAGUUUCCUCAUGUUGUAGUAGCGGAGCAUGGCCCGGACCGGGCCCCCGAGACCGCCCCGUGCAACCUCACCGCCAGCCUGGGGGCCUCAGCGACUGGGACGGGACCAAGGGGCUCGGGGAUUCUCCCUGCCCCCGGCCCUGGUGCGUGACUGACCCUCCUGUUCCCAGAGCCCCCAGCGCAGGCCGGGAUGUUCGUCCUGGUGGAAAUGGUGGACACCGUCCGGAUCCCCCCUUGGCAGUUUGAGAGGAAGCUCAACGACUCCAUUGCCGAGGAGCUGAACAAGAAGUUGGCCAACAAGGUCGUGUACAACGUGGGACUCUGCAUUUGUCUGUUUGAUAUCACCAAACUGGAGGAUGCCUAUGUAUUCCCUGGGGAUGGCGCAUCACACACCAAAGUCCAUUUUCGCUGCGUGGUGUUUCAUCCAUUCCUAGAUGAGAUUCUCAUUGGGAAGAUCAAAGGCUGCAGCCCAGAAGGAGUGCACGUCUCUCUAGGCUUCUUCGAUGACAUUCUCAUCCCCCCAGAGUCACUGCAGCAGCCAGCCAAGUUCGACGAAGCGGAGCAGGUGUGGGUGUGGGAGUACGAGACGGAGGAAGGAGCACACGACCUCUACAUGGACACCGGCGAGGAGAUCCGCUUCCGGGUGGUGGACGAGAGCUUUGUUGACACGUCCCCCACAGGGCCCAGCUCAGCAGAUGCCACCACUUCCAGUGAGGAGCUGCCAAAGAAGGAGGCUCCGUACACGCUUGUGGGAUCCAUCAGUGAGCCAGGCCUGGGCCUUCUCUCCUGGUGGACCAGCAACUAGCCCUGGGGCUGGACAGUGGACCCUACCAGCCUGCGGGAAGGUGGUAUGGCCGGCUGUGAAGACAACAGCAGCUGAGGCCGAUGCUAAGGAGAUAGUGUCUCGAGCUGGACAGUGAGGCAAGGCCAGGAGUGCCCACCAGCUUGCCCCGCUCCUCCACCAUCUAGGCCCUGCUCCUCCUUCACUGCAGUGAUGGAUCCAUCUGUGGCUGUGGCUGUUGGGCCUCCACUGACCUUGACUGAAAAGACCCUUCCUGGACCCUGGACUUGACAACAAACGGCACAGACACCAAUCACUCACAGAACAGUCACUGGUUUUGGAUUCUUGUUUUCCUUGCAAGAACAAAAGGUUCUCUAGAAUCCUUCAGCCACCAAUGAAAUGAUCAGGCAGGAGAAAAACUUUAGAUGGGAGUCUUGUCAUCAAAAAUAAAUACAGUUGCAUGGAGCUGCUUAAGAUCUGAACCAAACUCAAAAUAGGAAGACGGGGGCUAAAAAGUUAUUUUAAGAACCCCCCCACCACAACCACAGUCACUCCGUGGGCUAAGCGGGGAGCAGGAAGCAUGUCUGGUCACACCAUCUUGGAAUAGGAAGCCAUGGCUGGACGGAUCGGAUCCACUGAUGGCACACGUGGAGCUGAACUUGACGCCAGCGGCGGGGCGGGGAGGCACUGCCCUCACUGUUGCAGUUCCUUCAUUCUGUUGAGGGCACUGCCAGCGCGGAACCACUCAAUCUGCGUCUCGUUGAAGGUGUGGUUCAGGAGGAUGGUCUCCUGGGUCCCGUUGGGGUGCUUGAUGAUGCACUUCAGGGGCUGCAAGGAGAAGGUGGGUGUGGGUGGAAGUGGUGGGUACUGUGUGCCCUUGGCCCCGCAGGGGGGUCAGGGAGACAGGGCACUGCCUGGGGACCUAAGAGGUCAGCAGGCAAACCAAAUCCUAGGCCAGUCUGUGCCUGAUGGCCCAGGUCAGACCCAGGUGGCACCUACAGGGGAUUCCUGGGGCCCAGAGGGUCCUGCAGUGGGUGGGCUGUCCCCUGAGUGCCAGGUCCUGGUGAGUAAAGGGAGGUUGGGGAGGUGUGAGGGCCCCGGGUUGACUCCAACCCCCAACUCUGAGAAGCCACUUUGCUUUCUCUGUGGGGCCACCUGGAGAACUGGGGGCCUUUCCAGCUGGAAUGAAGCCUCCUGGGAGAAGCUACCCUGGGGCCAGUGCAGGAGGGGAAACAAGGUGGCUGCCCCUCACCCCACCACCUCAGGGGGACCCGGGCCCCUAACCUUGCCAGGGGUGAAGUCCUUCAGGCCCUGAAUGGUCAGCUUGUCCACAGGGUGAAUCUUGUUGUAGUCAGCCGGGUCAGCGAAGGUCAGAGGCAGCAGGCCCUGUUUCUUCAGGUUGGUCUCUGGAAAGCAGGCGGCAUUCGGUCAUCGGGGGCCUGACUAGCCUGGAGAGCUUCAUUUUCUGAACCCAUCUGGGGCUCUGGGAGAUGCCCCUAAUCCUGCUGCCUGGGACAAUGCCCGGGCAGUGACUAUGGGGCCCUGGUCUGCUCCCUUUCACUAGGGGUGCCCCUAGCAAGUGUGCGCUGGUGCUGAGGUCUGCGAGGCCUUCCUGCUGCACAUUCAUGAUCAGAAAGAACCCCCUGGCACAUGUCCUAGAUCUCAGCGGCUCAGAUCUACAAGCCUGGAAGCAGGGCCUGCGGGAAGCCGGGAAGCUGAGCGUCGGAUGUGCACUGUGUGAGCCUAAGAAGGGGCAAGAGGCUGACGGGCCUGUGGGCUGCAGUGGACACAGCCUAGAACCAGGCCCAACUCAGCCACGGGCAGGGAGAGUGACCUUGAUCACUAGGGAUGGGAUGAGGAUGGCCUGGGUACAGACUCCAGCUCACCGUGGAUCCUGGCAAAGCUCUUGGUGAUGAUGGCCCGGCCCCCAAGGUGGCGAGGCUCCAGAGCUGCAUGCUCCCGGCUCGAGCCCUCGCCGUAGUUCUCGUCUCCGAUCACCACCCACCUGAUGCCAUGUUUCUGUCAGGCAAGCGGGGGUAAGGUUAUAAGGCAGAGGAGGGCACCGUCCUCACCUGUCUGGCCCUACCUGCCUGGCCUCACCCACCUGGCGCCUGGGCAUCCUGAGGCUCCCGGUAAAGGGGCUGGAGGGGCCCUUCCUCGCCUGCUGCCUAAGGGCAAGUGAAGCCUGCGUGAAUGAGACCCAAACGAGGCCCCGAGGGGACAGAGGCACGUGGUUGUUUGCAGUGGCAAAGAAGACAGAAGCCACCCAUUGGUGCUUGGCAGAGGCAGGUGUGUGUGGAGGGAGGUUGGGUGAGACAGGGACGGCCUCCGGGCCCCACACAAGAUGCAUCUGUGAAGCUCAAGGCGCCCCCUUCCUGGGAGCACCCUCUGCCCCACCCAGCCACCAGGGGGUGCCAGAGUCCUUUCACCCGGCUGGGCCAGGACUUGGGUUCAGCCCUGGUUCUGUUUGUUUCUCAAAGCAGAAAAAGUCCAAUCACCUCAGACCCUCUCUGCCUGCUCACUGUGAGGCCCCGUGUAGCCCCCUCUCUGAGCUUUUGGCCUCUGACUUCCUGAGUCGGCCCCCUUCCUUGUCUUUGUCUAGGGCCAGAUAUCCUAAGAUAUCUCUCACUAACUCCUCCUGGUGCAGGGACCCGGCUGUACCACCGGACCUGGGCCUCAUGCCUUCUCAGCCACAGGGAGGGGCUGCAGGCCUCUCCUCCCUUCCACAGCAGUCCCCUUUGGGCUUGGUCGGCCUCCUUCCCAGUUUCCACUCCCCUAAUGUCCUCCCUGCACCUGCCUUGCAGGCCCCUUCAGGAGUGACCACUGGCAUUGCCCCUAUCAACUCUGACCCACCUUGUAGUAGCGGGCAGUGUCAGGGACGGGGCCAAACUCCUGAGUGACGGCAUUGCGCACGGAGUUGGCCUUGCCGUUUUCAAUGUUGAUGGCACCAAUGAGCAGGUUGUUGGAGAUGUUAUCCAAGUGCCCACGGAACUUGAGCCAGGGGCCAGCAGCUGAGAUGUGGUCAGUGGUACACUUCCCUUUGACCUUGGGUGGUAAGUAGAGAGGACAGAGGUCAGGGCAUGGCCCUGGAGGGGUGGAUGACAAGCCCUCCAGAGGCAGGCAGCAGGCCCCGGGGCCCAGGAGGGGUGACAGAGGGGUGAGAGGCAGGCAAGUCUUCAGACACGUGUUCUGUGGUCCUGGUGCUUCCACCCUAAGGCCACAUGGGCUCAGGCCAGGCCUUCAUCCCCUCAAAGGCCUCUGGCUGCUCAGUCUCCCUUAUGGGGCAGAGGCCGCCCAAAGUUGGGACAGGUCAAUGUUCGCUCACCCUUCAGGCCUCAGCUGCAAGAUCAGCCACAGACCUCAUGCUGGACACAGGAGCCCAGGACAUGCCUGGGUCCUGGCUGAUGACUGAUUAGUCUCUUCUGUCACAGGGGUGCCUGGAGACCCCUUAAUAAGCAGCAUAAAUAAAUAUCUGACACAGAUUGGAGGCCUCUGGCCACACCAAAAA